Messenger RNA from Lactuca saligna, 396 nucleotides. NCBI's taxonomy places the organism in Eukaryota, Viridiplantae, Streptophyta, Magnoliopsida, Asterales, Asteraceae. The record is from the annotation of a GenBank genome assembly.
AUGAUGAAUUUCGCGAAGAUGAUGAUCCCUAAGUACUACGUUAAAUGGGUUGAUCACAUGGAAGACUAUCUUAACAAUAUCAGUGAGGAUAUUUGGAGAUCUAUUGAAACUAGACCAUAUCAUGUUGAAUUGGUUCAAGUUGUUGGUAACGUUGGAGGUGAUGAAGAUAUGGUCACAAAAGGCAACAAGAAGAAGGCGAAUGACAAAAGAUGUAUCUGUGAACUGCAAGGACCUCUUUCAUCUGUUGUUUACAACUAUGUUCGGGGUUACAAGAUGGCAAAGACAGCUGAAGAGAACAAAAGGAACUUUGGAGGCCCAAUGACACUAGUUUUGAAGAUAACUGUGAAAGAGAUUGAGUCUGAUGAAGAAGCGAAAGAAGCGAAAGAAGCUAAAUAA